Molecule: messenger RNA, 1996 nt
Organism: Carassius auratus (goldfish)
Lineage: Eukaryota; Metazoa; Chordata; Actinopteri; Cypriniformes; Cyprinidae
Gene: tmbim6
Product: testis enhanced gene transcript (BAX inhibitor 1)
Exons: 10
Coding region: 188-898 (236 amino acids)
Biological process (GO): negative regulation of endoribonuclease activity; negative regulation of apoptotic signaling pathway; cellular response to unfolded protein
Cellular component (GO): mitochondrial membrane
Molecular function (GO): enzyme binding
Source: RefSeq, a predicted model, not a curated record
GAUAGGGUAACUCGUUGAAAAAAAACUAAAGAAGAAGAAGAAGACGAGCGUGUGACGUCAUCGCGUUGUUUGUCACUCAGUCGCUGUACGUGUCGAGGACUCGUUGAUUCAGAUCCAGGCCUUCUUACAACAGACGGGAAGUUCACAUCUUAUGGUGGUUUCCUGAGAUCACUAAAGCAGCAGAAAAAUGAACGUGUUUGAUCGCAGCAUCAACUUUGACGCUCUCUUUAAGUUUUCUCAGAUCUCUCGCUCCACUCAGCAGCAUCUGAAGAAUGUCUACUCCAGUCUGGCUCUGUGUAUGCUGGUGGCAGCCGCUGGCUCAUACGUCUUCUUCAUCACGAGAAUGUUUCAGGGUGGGCUGACCAUGAUUGGAUCACUGGCUAUGAUGGUUUGGCUUGCCAUGACCCCUCACAGCCCUCAGACCGAGAAGAAGAGGCUGGCCAUCCUCGCUGCUUUUGCUUUCUUCACAGGUCUUGGACUCGGCCCGCUCAUGGACUACGUCAUAAGUGUCAACCCGAGCAUCAUCCUGACUGCUUUCCUGGGCACCUCGGUCAUCUUCACCUGCUUCACCCUGAGCGCUCUCUAUGCACAGCGCAGAAGUUAUCUCUUCUUGGGAGGCACACUGAUGUCAGCGCUGACUGUUCUUCUGCUCGUCUCAGUCUUCAAUAUGUUCUUCGCCUCUGAAUUGCUCUUUAAGGCUCAUGUGUAUCUGGGUCUGGUCGUCAUGUGUGGCUUUGUGCUGUUUGACACACAGCUGAUUAUUGAGAAGGCAGAAAUGGGAGACAAAGAUUACAUCUGGCAUUGUGUCGACCUCUUCCUGGACUUUGUGACCAUCUUCAGAAAGCUUCUCAUCAUCCUCUCUAUGAAUGAGAAGGACAAGAAAAAGGAGAAGAAGUAAUUGUCAUGAGCGUGAAAACAUCUGUGAGCUGAAUACGUGUCAGCAGCUUCAUUAUGAAUCUGAUUACAUAUAGUUUGAUUAUAUUUUGUGAUUUGAUAGUCUUAAUUUUAUUUUUGAAAAUUGGAUAUGUUGUCAAGCUGAUGACCUAAUGUUGUUUGACUGUAGAUUUUGAAAUCUUAUUUAAAAGUUUAGGUUGGACUUUAAUUUCUUUGACUUACUACUUAACUCUUUAAGGCAGAAAAUAGAGAUCUGUAGAAAAGGAAUCUCAUGGGGUCUCGUAAAAAAAUUGGAUUUAAAAUUGUACAUACAAUAGAAACUUUUGAGUGUAAUGCAGGUGUUUCUGCUAGUUAAGGUGAUAGGAGACUUUCUUACCUAUACUCUCAACAAUAUUAAAUUGUGUAUCAUAAAUACCUUCUAAUCAUAACUUAGUUGUGCUUCAGUAAACUGCUUUUUUUGUGUUUAUUGUGUUAAUUCUUUUACUAAUUAGUUUUUUCCUAGUUGCCAAUGCACAUUACAUUGUUUUUGUAGCUGCUGGUGCCAAUUUUGUUAAUUUGGUUAAGUCUAACAUUAAUGCAUUUAUCAGUUAUCACAGAUGAGAUUGUUUUAUUCAUGAAUAUUGUGCAUCUUAUGUCAAUAAACGGUGCCACAGAUUGCAUUGAUGCUCCGAUGACUAAUAUAUUAUACCUUCUGAUGAUUAAUUUACAUUGAGCAUGCUUAAUUCUUCUGAUGCUUGUAAUCAGGGACCAGUUAAAAAGGCAGCCCUAGAAAUAAAAAAAACUUUCUGCUUCCUAUUGCAAUCACAAUUUUUGUCACAUGAAAUAAACAAGAUGUAACUUUUGUCAGAAAAACGGAUGCUUUUAUAUGUAACAACCAAAAAAAAAAAUGUAUCAUCUGAUUUAUGAGCUGUUUAUGUGGAUUCUAAUAAUGGGGAGAUAAAUAUGUCUGUGAAGGUUUAGCUCAAAAUACCCCACAUAUCAUUUAUUAUAUUAUUUUGAAAAUGCCUGUUUAGGAUCGAAGCAGAAACGGGCUGUUUUUAUCUUGUUAGAACCGUGUACCUGUGAUUGUUGAUCAUUCAGUAGAUGUAAGAAAAAUAUCUAG